Marchantia polymorpha subsp. ruderalis is the source of this 1348-nucleotide messenger RNA. NCBI's taxonomy places the organism in Eukaryota, Viridiplantae, Streptophyta, Marchantiopsida, Marchantiales, Marchantiaceae. The record is from the annotation of a GenBank genome assembly.
CCGAUCAGCCCUUACCCAACCAGGCAGUCGAAACGGGUCUACCGUGGUCAACUGACCCGACCUCAGGUGGUUCGGAUCGGGAGCUCGGGGGUGAGUUUGGUAUGCAGCGGGCGCGGCCGAGUGGGAGACGAUUCCAGCGCCAGUCAAGAAAGAGAGAAGGAAAGCGAGCGCGCGAGGGAGAGAUCGAGCCGUUCGGUGACCGUGCACGACUGGCGACGUGAGGGUGGGAAAUCCGGACGAAGGCGAAUUGUCGAGGAUUGGAGAUGGUCACCGUGGCAAUGACUUCUUGGUCGCCAGCUGCAGUGCCGGCCAUGGCAGCUGCGAGGCCUUGUAUUUGCCGAUCAGCCAGUUCAUGCUCCUCGCUCCUCGGUGCAGCGGUGCAUGGCUCUGCGUCGAGUCCUGCCUUUCAGCAAAAUCGGGCUUCUCUCUCACUGGUUCAUAUUCAACCACGGCGAUCGCAGAGAGGACCACGGAACUUAGCGGUCCGCGGCCUGUUUGGUUUAGGUGUACCCGAGCUUGCUGUGAUUGCUGGUGUUGCUGCAAUUUUGUUCGGGCCGAAGAAACUCCCUGAGAUUGGGAAGAGUCUGGGGAAAACGGUGAAGAGUUUCCAGCAGGCUGCUAAGGAGUUUGAAUCAGAAAUAAAAAAUCCGCAACAAGGUGAGUCAUCGGACGCGGAGACUACAAACGUAGAGAAACCAACGGCUACACCCGUUUCAUCACCAACCUCAAGUACAGGUUCCGACAAAGAGGUUCUCUAAGAAUUCAUUCAGAUUUUAGACUUUUGUGAUAAUAUUAGUAGUGCCAUAGAAGUUUAAAGGUAAAAAGGUCAGAGGCCGGAGUUGUAUGCUCGGCUGUUUUUCCACGUGAAGACUAAGCGAGCCUUGGCCUAUUUAUCGACAGUGAGAACUCACAGUGUUACUCUUAUUGUGAAAUAGAUUUCCAAGUCCAAAUUUUUUCAUGUCAUUACAUGCACAUACUUUAGGUGGUAGUUAGGGUCAUGACACGGUGUACGUAGAUUAUCUUGAACACUGAAAGUAUGCCGUGUAAGCUUUUGUACUAGACUGGUGAAGUGGUAGUAGACAAUGUAUCCUAGUCUCCCGAUGAAACUUGCUUUCAUUGAUUGCUCUGUUUCGAUUGAACACAGACGAUCUUUCAUUAGCAAUCAACCUAGGUUUCUGCAUCGAUUCUCACCCUGCCUUUCCAGAUUAGUUCUUCUUUGAAGUGACUUUUUAUCGAUCUUAGUUCAAUGAAUGCUUGUGUUGAUCCACUUAGAACCAUGAUAUAGCAGAAAAGAUAUGGCAAUCUUAUCCGAUAAUCAGUCACGAACAGUAGCAACAUGUUUGGGGAC